CCCGAAGCUAAUCCUGAUAUUGGAGACAUGAACGGGGCUUUGAUGGAUUUUGAUGGUCUGGGUCCUCUUCAUGCUGAAGACGAUGUCAACCAAAAUCACGCCGUCGCUUUCAAUCACAUGCAAGCUGGCAUAGGCGACGACGAUCCUUUUGUGGGGGACGCGUUCGAUGAUUUUGAUAGACUGGAAACCGAGUCUGGACCAGCAGUCUUGAUUGUUCCUUCAGCACGCGACGAGGACUUUGAGGAAGACGUGCUCAUGAGCAGCUUUGGACGC
Messenger RNA from Amoebophrya sp. A25, 273 nucleotides. The record is from the annotation of a GenBank genome assembly. Lineage: Eukaryota; Dinophyceae; Syndiniales; Amoebophryaceae.